This is a messenger RNA of Seriola aureovittata, 6072 nucleotides long. RefSeq names its product DnaJ (Hsp40) homolog, subfamily C, member 14 (gene dnajc14). Gene Ontology annotation, molecular function: dopamine receptor binding. The transcript has 8 exons. Bases 442 to 2448 code for a protein of 668 amino acids. NCBI's taxonomy places the organism in Eukaryota, Metazoa, Chordata, Actinopteri, Carangiformes, Carangidae. The record is from RefSeq and is a predicted model, not a curated record.
GGACUAGGAAGAAAUAGGCAGAAGUAGGAAAAGGAGCAGAAGAAGAAGAAGUAGCUAAAAAAAAAAAAAAACAACACGGACACUUGGCUGUCUGUUAACAAACAAGGUUACACAGUUUUCUGAGAGGAACAGCUGAACCUCUAAAACCUAAAAGCAUGUUUCAUAUGUGAAGAGGAGCCUUCAUGUUACACAGUCGUGGUGAACUGGAAUCAUAAUAGUGGAAACAGCCUGAUGCAUGAUGUGAGCUGUUAGGCAUGUAAAAGCCUUUGACACCUGGAAGUGGCUGCUGAUAUGGUGAACCUGAGACAGAACUUCAGGAGCCCCCAGUCUCACGUUUUUGUGUGAGUCUGGGGAAAAUGUUGCCACAGAUUAUGGAUCUAGGAUGUCAUCUUCCAUGAGUAUCCAGUUUCACAGCGCUUCCGUCAAACAGCUGUAAGGAACAUGGAGAGGGAAGCAGCCGAGAAGGAGAUGGAUGGCGUUACAGACACUGACGAGGAGAUCCCUGAUGGUGAUUCCACCUUAGUGACCAAAUCUAGUCAGUGUGAGACAAGAGAGACUGAUGAUGACUCCGAGCAGGAGGACAAAACAGCCUGUCUCAAAUCUCAGGACACCCCAAACCCAGCCACUCCACAAGACUCUGGACUUGGUGAAACAGAAUAUUGUGGAUCUACAGAGGCCAAAGAGGAAACUGAGGAGGCAUCAGAUGGGUUCGAGCAUGACAGCGCUGCAGAUCACGAAAACUCGCAAUUUAUAAGUCAAGAAGAGGAUGAAACUGUGAGGGAGCAGCACAUGAAUGGAGAGUCUGGUUGGAGGAAUGUGGGAAGUGGCCGGAGGUUCAGACUGAAGAGCAGCGGUUCUUUUUCCGAGCAGAGCAGUCAAAGUGCUGUUGCCUCCAUUCAAAAAGGCAAUGUUCUGUCCAGUGGUGGCCGGCACAAGCAGACCCGCAGACGUAACCACCACCAACAUCAGCAGAAUCGGGGCCGCCGGCGGACAGGCAACCAACUCAUCUUAGCUUUCAAGGAGAUGCUGUCAGGGUCUCUCAGUUUCUGGUGCAUCUCCUGUGUCCACAUGAUGAUUGAGAUUAUUGUCACAUUAACUCACAAUUGUGGAGUCGGUGUGGAGACAGGAGGGGUGAAACUUUACAACUUUGGGCAGCAGCUCUUUGUAAAGAUCACAGAUAUACCGGGGAUGAAGGCGGACGCUAGUCGGAUUCUGAAAUGGACUAAAUGCGCAGGAGCAGACCUGGUUGAUAAAAUUGUUAGGUCAGUGAAGUGGGUAAAGACAGCUGCCUUAUCUUGUUUCAGACUUUUCUGUGCUUUGGUUAUUCUCGGGUCCCAGUGGGCGAAGGGUGUGUUGGUCCGACUUGGUGGAGAGCGGGGAAAACGCUACUGGACAGCUUGUCAGGAGUCGAAGUUUUGGAAGAGGGUGGUGUCCCUGCUGGAGAGAGUUCGAAGUCGAUUCAGGAGGGAUAGCCAUGUACCUCCAUCCAUGCCUGAGUCACCCGGCAGAGCAGGGAGGGGCCAUUCAGGUCAGGAGCUGGAGAGAUUGCUGGCAUUGGCUGAGGUACCAGAGGACGAGCUCGACCCCUUUACAGUGCUCGGUGUGGAGGUGCAUGCCACUGAGGCUGAGCUGAAGAAGGCCUACAGACAGCUGGCUGUCCAGGUUCAUCCAGACAAGAAUAAACACCCACGAGCUGGAGAGGCGUUCAAAGUACUGAGGGCUGCCUGGGAUAUUGUCAGUAACCCAGAAACACGACGAGAGUAUGAGUUGAAACGCAUGGCAGCAACUGAGCUCUCAAAGUCCAUGAAUGAGUUUCUCACUAAACUGCAGGAUGACCUGAAGGAAGCCAUGAAUACCAUGAUGUGUACCAAGUGUGAAGGCAAACACAAACGGUUCGAGAUGGAUCGUGAACCUGCUGAGGCCCGGUUCUGUGCUGAAUGCAACCGUUGCCAUAGUGCUGAGGAGGGGGACCUGUGGGCCGAGUCCAGCAUGUUGGGCCUACGCAUCACAUACUUUGCCUGUAUGGAUGGCAAAGUCUAUGAUAUUACAGAGUGGGCAGGUUGCCAAAGAAUAGGCAUUUCUCCUGACACACACCGUGUGCCCUAUCACAUCUCCUUUGGUUCAAAGAACAACAGCAACGCUACACGACACAGGAUGCCCUCAGAGCACGCCACAGGUCCAACCAACCCCGCCGAUUUGCAGGACUUCUUCAACCGCAUCUUCAAAGGAGGACCUUCUAAUGACAUGGCUGCCAAUGGGGGCUUCUUCCCCUCAGGUCCGCCUCAUCAUCACCCACCUGGUGCUGGAGCGCCCCCGUUCUCCCCUCCCCCAGGCCAGACAGGUUUCCACAUGCCAGGGAGUCACCGGCCAGAGUCCAGUGAGACGUGGGCUGAAAGCGGCAAACCCCCCAGGAGGAGGAAGAAGGUCCGGAAGCCUUUCCAGAGGUGAAGUCUGUUGACUUCUCAGAGUAUCAACAAAGCAACACAGGGACACAAUAAAUAAUGGCAAUGUUUGUCUCUCGCCUGCCUGUUGGCAUGCCAAGAUCUGAACUGGAGAAGAUUCAUAUGGGUAAGGCUGCACUCAGAUCAGCCAGAGGAGAGAGAGACUGGAUCACGAAGAGGAGCCUGUGGACUGAAAACAAGUAUUGAAUUAGGGCUGAAGAGGUGGCAGUGAUGGUGCUUUACCUCUCAUUUCACCUUAUUUUUUGUUGGUCUUUAAGACGACGGUAGCCUUGGCAUUGAAAUCCCUAUCAGGAUGCUGUAAUGAAACAUUUUCUCUCAUAAUUUCCUGCCAAAUCCUGCAAUGCAUGAUUUAUUCACCUGCAUUUUAACACUUUAGUUCUCGCAAUUAUGUUGUUAAUGUUUUAUAUAAGGUUGGUUUAAGACAUUGACUUCUGACUGUUGAAGAGGGUUGCAGUCAGAUGGACUGUUAAUUGUGGAUCGCUAUAAUCGACAUUAAGAAGAUAAAGAUUUGAGCAACAUCACUGUGUCAAUGUUACUCACGUUAGUGGCAUGUGGAUCUACUUCUAGGUCUGCACCCCGCCCACCAUAUUUCAAGAAUGAACUCAAACCAGCCAAAACCUAACACAUCUAAUGUAAAUUUACAAAAACAAAUCAGCCAAUUCAAAACAAGUGUGCAGUAGCCACAUUUUUAUAGGAGAGCUGACCUGAGAGUGGCCAGUAUUUACAGUUAAAUCAGGGCACGGUGUGGUUCUCUGCUAGUAGGCACACAGAUGGCAAGAGAAGGCAAAAACACUUUUAGUAUGCAUGGCUUAAUGUAGGUCACAUGCAGUCAUCCUCCUGCAUUAGAAAUCCACUGAGACAACUAGCAUCCACACAUAUUUGUCCCAGGUUAUUUUGAUUAUUAUAAUACAAACAGUAAAAUUCCAUACACAUAAUUAAAUAUUACUUGGAUCCUUCUGUGAUGAAGUUUACUGAAAUGAUAAAUUUGCGCUCACUAGAGGUUCAGUUUCAAUUGUUUCAUUUUAUUAAAAAUCCUGUAGUUGCUUCGUGGAGAUUCGGCCAUGUAAUGUGGCACAGUCACAUGCUAUACCAUCUCAUUCAGAAUUAGUUAUGUUAGAAUAAGUGCUGAUCUUUGUGUGGCAAUUAGCAAAGAAUCACAUCCUGCAUUGGAGGCCACUUUCUAUAAAAUUUGAUUUGUUUUUAAGAGCAACAGGCUCAAAAUUCAAGAAGUAAAGUCAUUUGAACAUCUCAGACAGCCCAAGUCAGAUUUUGUGAACCUUUCAGAAGCCAGAGACAAUAACCUGUGAUGGAGUCAGGAUGUAAACUCUGGACUUGUUAAAGUGAAAAAUAUAAAAGGGCUUUAUUUGUUUUGAGAUAUACCGAUUCAAACAUGCUAAAUCUGCCUGUUGUUUAUUAUCUCAGACCUGGGUUGGCAUUAAUGAAAUCUAACAGUGGGAGUGAAUUCAUUGGUGUUUCAAAACUUCAUAGGUGACACCUUGACAUUUUGAAAUGUUGAUAUCUUGUCAGCACUAUUUCAAACAUAGAAUAGAUUUAUACUGCCCCCUGUUGAUCCACUGUGUAACCACAAUACUGACUUAUGAUGUUAGAUGGUGGCCUAUUGAAAACACUUGUCACGGCUGACUGACGGCUAAUAAUACAUCAGAAAAUAGAUCAGUUAACAGCUACCUGAGUCUUAAAUGUAUUGAUUUAAUUUAAAAUUAGACAUUGUGCUACUUUACAAAUGCAAACCUGACCUUUUUGUAAACUUGCAACAUGAUUUGUUUUUUUCCGAUCAAAAUUGUCACUACUUGAUUCAUCCUUUUUCUCACUCUGAUCAUUACUGGAUUCACAGUAAAAGGCAGCAGUUUGAAAACAUGUUGCAUCUGCAGAGAUUUAUAUAGUUGUUCAAGUUAUUUCUGAAAUAACUUUAAUAACAUUUUUCUAAAUCUUCCACCAUUUUCUUUAAGUGCCAUUUUAUGCCUACCAGGAUGUUUUGGUGACACAUUAAACCAAAACUUGUACCUGAGUGAUCUGUCAUGAACGUCACCCAGAAAAAUAAACACUGAAAAUAAAUAAUUCUGCGGCUUAUAAUGAACAAUGUUCACAUUCUGACUCGUAAGUGUUGUGGUGAUGUGUCAGCGAGUGUAGAGUCUUGAACACAGGUGAAAACUGGAUGUGCUUCAGCUUUCAAAAUGUCAAGGUCACAGAUUCACAGAAAAUCUAAUUUAAAUCUAAACUGAUUUACUCUUAAUCUCCCCUGUGUUACUGUAUGUAACAACAAGAACGGGUCACGAAGCCAAUAAGUGGUUGUAUUUUGGGUUUGGUUUCUUAAAAUGGUUUUUACAUGAAAAUUAUACUUUAAUCUUCAUCAUAGGUUAAUUGAAGAAACCUGAACUGUUAUUGUUUACACCUGAUAUGUGAAGAUUGUGCGACUGUAGUGAUACAAGGCAUUUGAUAAAGGCUAUUUUUUAUAUUGACAGUGGAAGAGAAAUACCAUGUUCAUAUUUUUUUCUUUUGUGUUAAUUUGCACACCCACCCCUGUAAUAACAUCAGAGGGUUUUGAACAGUCAUCAGUGAUUUAGCUUAACCAGACUCCUCCAGCUGCAGCUGAGUAGGAGGUGUAGCUCGCUAAGCUUUUUUUUUUUUUUUUUUUGGUUGAAAAUGAAUGUUAAAUGACUGGCUUUUCUUUUUCUUUUUUUUUUUAAAAAACAAGGUUUGAGUUGACAGCCCAUUGCACUUCACUUACCGCUCUGGAAUCUGUAGUCGCCUUAAAAGAUGAACCUUUGUUGCAAAUGUCGAGUUCACUGAAGCAGGACAUUAAGUUUACCACAUUUCUCUUCAUGUGACACAUUGUUUUCCUCUCGUAUAUUUGGCCAGUUUCCCAGACAUGGAUUGAGUUACUGUAAAUUAAAGUGGCCCUUCCUUUCAAAUGAAAUCAAAGUAAUCUCACAAAACGAGAGAGUAAAACUAGUCCUGCAUUAAGUCUAUUUUGAUAAAAACAACUUGAUAGCCUUAAGGAAGAUUAGAGCCAAGCCAAAACUAUGAGGGCUAUAAAAUGUAAUUUUCAAAGAUGUCAGGGUUACAUUCAGAUUGUUAGUAUGUGAUAAUCAGACAGAAAUUACUUUGGUAGUAUUUCGUUCACAAAUUUGCUACAUUUGCUCCAGAUUUUCUUUUCCAACAAUUAUUCUUCUUACAUACUCAUUGAGGCGUUGACCAUCUGUGUUCUUAUUCACUUUUUCUGAGAACUGGUUUUUGGAUCAUGAUAUACUGUCGAAAAUCUACUUUUCCCUGUGUAGGAAACUGCACCGACGUUAAGCAGAACACGUUGUUUUCCACAUGUCCACCUUGACUUAAGAAUGUACAGUGCUGUAUGUUAAAGGUAGCAGUUCGAAGUCAAAGAAAGAGCCAACACUUAAGAGUUUUUUUUUCUCAAGUUUUUAACAGAAUAUGCAGAAGUAUUGCAAAAAAUAUCUGACAAUCAUCAGGGUUUUUUGUAGGGAAUUAUGUGGCGAGUUCCCUGGCUGGCAAACAGUUUUAAAAUAUCGCUGUUGGGUUUCGUUCCCCCGCUUUCUCUGGUUUUCAAAAUAAAGAUGAUUUCCUAUAUGCACAA